Molecule: messenger RNA, 1204 nt
Organism: Formica exsecta
Lineage: Eukaryota; Metazoa; Arthropoda; Insecta; Hymenoptera; Formicidae
Exons: 4
Coding region: 1-1167 (388 amino acids)
Source: RefSeq, a predicted model, not a curated record
AUGGGUCCUUUGAAACAUCUGUCCUGCAUGCGUUUCGAAGCUAAACACAAAGAAAUGAAACAAAACGCUAAGGUGGUAACAUCGCGGCGAAAUCCUUCAUAUACUUUAACAUUAAAGCAUCAACUAGAAUUAACAUAUCGAUUCAUUCAAAAUAAGGGCUUCGAAAAUCGUUUUUCUGUUGGCGUUGUUCUAAAGAAUACAUUGACACAGUUAGACAAUUAUAACAAUUUUAAAAAUGCACUAUCUGAAGAUAUUAAUGAAAAUUAUUUUCCUGUAUCGUGGUUAAAUAUUAAUGGAAUCAUAUAUAAACCUGGUAUGAUCGUAGAAAUAGACACAGAUGAUGACUCUACAAUUCGUGAAAGCAUAUUAUGGCUUCAGAAUAAUUUGUCACCAUGGCAAUUAGUUGAAAAUCAUUGGAAAGCAACUUUAGCAUAUAGACGGAAUCAAAUUCAAACGUCUCAAAAUAAAAACAUAGCUGAAAUUUUCUCUCAGUGGCCAGUUUUAAAGCAUCCUACAGCAUAUACUUUGAUCGAUAAAGAUUUUACAUUUCUUAAUUUAACAUCAGAGGAUUGUAUAAAUAAUUGGUUUCAGUUUUUUUCUAAGAUUCAAGAAGUUUGUCUUUUUAAAGAUGAUAAAGUAAUAAAUGAGUUACGUUCUGUGAUUGAAAUAGAUAAUGUAAAAGAUGAUGCUAAAGUUAUAGUACAAAUUCUAUUAUUGCCUCAUCUGAUACCUCCCAAAGGAAGAAUUCGCUUAAAACAAGAACAUUACAAAUCAUCUAUAAGUGAAUGUAAAAACAGCAUUGUAUUACAUGCAAAGAUACCUGGAGAUAUAAGUCGCAUUCAAGAUGAUAAAGUAAAAAAAGCACAACGUCUAGGAUUGACAAUACAGCCAUACAUAAUAGUUGUUGGUGUUACUCUCGCAGAAAUUAAUGGAUUCUAUGUUUGCAUUGAUAAGGUAUUAUAUCAAGUUACAACGGCACUAGCGGCAGUUGAUCUAUGUUUUAAAAUCUUCCAUGUAUUUGAUGUUAAUUAUCCGCCAGAAAGUGAACACAUCUGGUAUAUCGUGCAGCUUUGUCUUUAUAAGUUUUCAACAAAGUAUGACAAACAAAUUUCGUAUGUAAUGCCAAUUAUCAAUGCUUUUAAAACAUUUAAUUCUACAAACGAUUAAUUACAUUAUUUUAAACGUACGAAAUUUGUUACAUGUU